This is a messenger RNA of Oikopleura dioica, 1071 nucleotides long. The record is from the annotation of a GenBank genome assembly. NCBI's taxonomy places the organism in Eukaryota, Metazoa, Chordata, Appendicularia, Copelata, Oikopleuridae.
AUGCAGCUCUACCAAAACCUCAAGCACGAUGAUGCACUGAACACCAACCAGUACGCUGAAGCUAGAGCGAUUCUCUACGCUGCUCGUUAUGCAAAAAGAGCCGGAAUUAAUCGCUUAGAAAUCCGCACGGAUUCGAAGUUCUGCAUCGAGAGUCUGACCAAGUUCAUUGACAACUGGAUUCGCAACGCCGACAAGGAUGGAAUUUGGCGCUCGCAGAAAGGAAGCCCCGUCGUCCACCAAAAAAUCUUCCGCGAAAUCUACAACAUUUCUAAGCGCGUCAACAUUUCUUACCAAUACGUUCCAGGACAUAGUGGCGAGCGUGGCAACGAUGCUGCAGACAGACUUGCGGAAGUCGCAGCGGAUCGUGCCACCUACUUCUACAAUCGAAAGAAGCUACAGGCAAAGUCUGCGGCUUCUUCUGGGCAACAAAAGUCUUCCAAGCUUACUGCCGAUGAUCUGAUCAACAACAACAACGUCGCCCGUAUUGGAUUGUUGCGAUUCUCCGAGAUGCAGCCCUUCCGAAGCCUCUACAUCCGUAAUGACGGCUAUCUCGUUGAUGACGAUGACAUCGUCGUCGUAUACACGGACGGCGCGUGCCGAGGCAAUCAUCGAAGAGAUGUACGCCACAGCGGCUCUGGUGUGUACUGGGGCGACUACCGAAAAAAUGGCCGAUUCUCUGUCUACUUCCCGAGGCACAACAUCGAAGAGAACACCAACCAAUUCGCCGAAGCUAGAGCGAUUCUCUACGCUGCACGUCACGCAGCCAAGUACGAAAUCGACAGCUUAGAAAUCCGGACAGAUUCCAUGUUCUGCAUCGACAGUUUGACCGAUUACAUUUACAAGUGGAUUGACAACGCUGAUGACGAUGGAACUUGGUACUCGUCGAGAGGAAGACCCGUCGUUCACCAAGAAAUCUUCAGCGAAAUCCACGACAUCGCAAACAAUCAAGUCGACAUUUCGUACCAAUACGUUGAAGGCCAUUCUGGCGAGGAGGGCAACGAAGAGGCAAAUCGACUCGCAGAAGCAGCAGCUGAUCAGGCCAAGCAGUUCUACUUGAAUGAGUACGAUUAG